Molecule: messenger RNA, 978 nt
Organism: Lycium ferocissimum
Lineage: Eukaryota; Viridiplantae; Streptophyta; Magnoliopsida; Solanales; Solanaceae
Exons: 2
Coding region: 1-978 (325 amino acids)
Source: RefSeq, a predicted model, not a curated record
AUGCUUGAGAAGGUGCUAGCCAACCAAGACAAAGCAGAUAGAAUAUUGAAUGGGCUGAUCGUGGGAUCUCACAGUGCUUCCAUUCAGAAGCUCGAGUCGCAGAUACGAGAUAUUUCCAGAGAACAACACCCUCCACAGAAGGGAGGACUUCUUAGUGACACUAUUCUAAAUCCGAAGAGUGGUAGAGUUACUGAAGAAGAAGAGGCACAAUCUGAUGUGCCAACAAUUAUUGAUGAGGUCCAAACAGAGGUUCCUAUUACUAAGAAGGUCACUGAUAUUCCAAAAAAUUCUAAAAAGCAUGAAUGCAGUAGUGACACUAGCAAAGCAACAGUUAAAAAGGCUCUUCGCCCUUUGAUCGAACUAUUUAAAUCUAAACCUCCCUUUCCACAGAGGUUGGUGAAGAAGACUAAGGAUGCUAAGUGUCAGAGGUUCUAUGAUCAGUUAAAGCAGCUAUCGAUGAACAUUUCUUUUCUUGAUGCCUUCCACGAGAUGCCGGGUUUUGUAAAAUAUUUGAAGGAACUGUUGACAAAGAAGAGAACGAUCAAGCAUGACACUGUGAGUCUAACUCAUCAUUUUAGUUCUAUCAAUACUAUAACGAGUGUUCAGAAGAAAGAGGAUCCAGAGGCCUUUACUAUUCUAUGUUCUGUUGGUCACCUUGAUUUUGCUCGUGCUUUAUGUGAUAAUGAGGCUAGCAUUAAUCUUAUGCCGCUUACUGUUUAUAAGCAAUCGGGGUUUGGAAUGCCUAGACCUACCACCAUGAGACUACAUAUGGCUAAUAGAUCUAUAAAGAGGCCAGUUGGGGUUGUUGAUGAUGUGCUUAGUUGGGUUGGCGAAUUCCUUCUACAGGCAGAUUUCGUGAUUUUUGAUUGUGCUGUUGAUCAAGAUAUUCCUAUUAUUCUGGGAAGACCUUUCCUUUCCACAGGAAGGGCUCUUAUGGAUUCAGAGACAAACAAGAUCAAGUUCCGUGUUAAUGAUUAA